GGACCCAUAAACGUGUGGCGUCUGGAAGAAAUUAGACGCAGGGAAAAAAGAAAAAACAAGUUUAGUUCACACUAGUUUUUUACUUGGGGGAAAAAACUUGACAAUUUAUUACCACUUAUUACCACUCAUAUUGACUACUUUUGGGAUAUUUUGUCUCUUUUUUUUAAUCAUUUUUACGCAAAAACACAAUGCCUGUCAGGACUUUGCGUGCUCCGUGCAUGUGAGGAGGACCAGCUUCAGACUUGAACAGCCUUUUUUCCAUGGAUACAGCGCACAGAAGGGAGCUUUAAUGCAGGUUUCUUCUCCACGGAGCCUCCACUGACCGCAUCCAUCCAGAGGGACACGUCCAGCGAGCUGCUUCAAGAUGAGAUGUGAAAAACUGAUCACCUACCUGAGGAUUAUUGGGACUACACUGUUCGGCGUCUCGCUGCUUGUGGGGAUCUCCACAGCCUACAUCAUGGGCUACCAGUUCUUCACCACUACAGGCAAUUACCUGUCCUUCGGGCUUUACGGGGCCAUUCUGGUUGUUCACCUCAUCAUCCAGAGCCUGUUCGCUCUGCUGGAGCACAGAAACAUGAGGCAGUCCCUGGAGACCCCCAUAAAACUCAACAAGUCGCUGGCGCUGUGCAUCGCCGCCUACCAGGAGGACCCUAACUACCUGAGGAAGUGUCUGAUCUCGGUCAAGAGGCUCACCUACCCGGGCAUCAAGGUGAUCAUGGUGAUCGACGGAAACAGCGAAGACGACGGCUACAUGAUGGACAUCUUCCGUGACAUCAUGGGCUGCGACAAGGCGGCCACGUACGUGUGGAAGAGCAACUACCACCAGCGCGGGCCGGAGGAGACCGAGGAGUCGUACGCCGAGAGCCUGCAGCAGGUCUCCCGCCUGGUGCUCAACAACAAGUGCGUGUGCAUCAUGCAGAAGUGGGGCGGCAAGAGGGAGGUCAUGUACACGGCCUUCAAGGCGCUGGGCAGGAGCGUGGACUAUGUACAGGUGUGUGACUCGGACACCAUGCUGGACCCUGCGUCUUCAGUGGAGAUGGUGAAGGUUCUGGAGGAAGACCCCAUGGUUGGGGGGGUCGGGGGAGAUGUGCAGAUCUUGAACAAGUAUGAGUCGUGGAUCUCCUUCCUGAGCAGCGUGCGCUACUGGAUGGCCUUCAACAUCGAGCGGGCGUGCCAGUCGUACUUCGGCUGCGUGCAGUGCAUCAGCGGCCCUCUGGGGAUGUACAGGAACUCUCUGCUGCACGAGUUCCUUGAGGACUGGUACAACCAGACGUUCAUGGGCAGCCACUGCAGCUUCGGCGACGACCGCCACCUGACGAACCGCGUGCUGAGCCUGGGCUACGCCACCAAGUACACGGCGCGCUCCAAGUGUUUGACGGAGACCCCCAUCACGUACCUGCGCUGGCUCAACCAGCAGACGCGCUGGAGCAAGUCCUACUUCCGAGAGUGGCUGUACAACUCCAUGUGGUUCCACAAGCACCACCUGUGGAUGACCUACGAGGCCGUCAUCACCGGGUUCUUCCCGUUCUUCCUCAUCGCCACGGCCAUUCAGCUCUUCUACCAGGGCAGGAUAUGGAACAUCCUGCUGUUCCUGCUCAUCGUGCAGGCGGUGGCGCUGAUCAAGUCCUCCUUCGCCAGCUGCCUGCGCGGGAACAUCGUCAUGGUCUUCAUGUCCUUCUACUCAGUCUUGUACAUGUCCAGUCUACUUCCGGCCAAGAUGUUCGCCAUAGCGACCAUAAACAAGUCGGGCUGGGGCACCUCGGGGAGGAAGACCAUCGUGGUGAACUUCAUCGGACUCAUUCCCAUCUCCGUGUGGUUCACCAUCCUGUUCGUCGGCAUCCUGUACACCGUCGUCCAGGACACGCGGAAGCCCUUCGGGGAGUCCGAGAAGAUCGUGCUGAUCAUCGGCGCCAUCGUGUACGCCAGCUACUGGGUCGUGCUCUUGACUUUGUACAUGGUCCUCAUAGCCAAGUGCGGGAAGAGGAAGAAAGAGCCGCAGUACGACCUGGUGCUCGACGUCUGACGACGGCCGACUUGCCCCGCCCCCCCAUUUUUCGACGUUUACAUUCAGACUUUGGAGCGCUAUGGGUUCUCCGCAUGUGACGGGACGUCACAGGAGAGAGAUGUUGUUGCUGCUGUGACUGACACUAAGGAAAUUCCUUCGAAGUGAAAGGUUCAAAUAGAGCUUAGGCUCUGUUAAAGCGAUAGUUUGGCAGGAAAUCGAAUUCAUUUGCACGAUGCUAAGCUAAAUGUUUAAAGUGUUUGGGUUUUAUUUUCUUCGUGGAAAUAAGUUGAGACGUCCUCUACAGGGAGCAAACAUUUCUAGAAAUUUUAGUGCACAAUUUCUAUUUAUUUGUUGAUUUUUGCACAGUGAAAAGGUGUGAAAAUGAUGUGUACCUAAAAUUUUGUUUCAUUUUCAAUUAAAAAAAUGGAAAACUCUGCAAAAAAUCUUAAUUGCAUUAGUAGAAAUAGAAUAAAUAGUAAGCGUGCCAUUAAAGUUCUUCCCUGUAGAGGAUGUUUUAACUUUUCACUCCAAAAGGCCAAAAAAGUGUCAAAAUUUUAAAAUUUGGAUUUUUUUUUUCGCCAAAUUGUCGCUUUAAUGUGAUAGUAUUCCAAAAACCACCAAUUGAAAUUGCUGUUUCUUUUGGUUUUGUUGUACAGACGUGUGCGACAGCUUGGCUCAAAUUUUUUUAAGCGAAAAUAAUGUUUACAGAGAACUGAAAUAUGAAAUUUCUGCAAAAUUUUAGUGCACAAUUUCUAUUUUGGAAAAGUUAUGAAAUAUAAAAUGCGCCACUUUUGCACCACAUUUUAUGUUUUAUUAUUUUCUAAUGUUUUUAAUUGAGAAAAUAAAGAGUAACUGCUUUUCACUCAAAUAAUUUCAGAAUUAUUUUCAGCAAAAAUUUGCAAAUUUGAGCCGAAUUUUUUGCACACGUCCGUUGGUUUUUGACACGAUUCCUAUGCACUUUUAUGUCUCUCUCUCUCUCUCAUCGUGCAUGAUGCUUGACAAAGAACUUUAAUUAACAAAAUACCUCAGUGGUUAAUGUUUGCAUUGUGUGAGUGAUUGGGAUGCAGUCACAUGAGGCUCAUUCUUCUUUAAUAAUUUAUUGUGUUCAUGUUGUUUUCUUUUAAAACUUUGUUUUUUAUAUAAAUGUAAACUUUUUUUUAGAAUGAAAGCGAGAAACAGAAAAUUCUGUUUGGGCCAUGCUGUACUUUGUAUUUGCAUAUUGCCUUUUUUUAUAUAGACAUGUUUAUUUUUGCUUAGCCACCAAAGAUUCUCUAUUUUCAAUCAUAUGUUUGUGUAUGAUAAAAUUUUUAAAAAAUGCAUCGUGCAUUUGACUGUUACGACAAUGACUUUUACCAAAAAUGUGAAAUUUUAAGAAGCUGGGUUUCGUGUUUUGCAUUGAUAACAAUAAAAUGCAGUGAUAAGUUAUUGGUUUGGGAGGAAAAGGAGGAGUGAACCUGUGUUAUUAUUAAAAAUAAAAGUAUUAUGUGACGAGAAAACCAGCGUAUUUAUAAAACACUCUGUGGUUCAUAGCUUUUGUACCUGAUUAAUUGUAUUUUGCUAGGUGUUUCACAUCACCUGUCGUAUUUUUUCGGAAAAGACAGCGCUCCGUCCUAAGAAGCCCCUCCGUCCUGAAAAGGCUGCACACAUUUCAGACAAAGUAUUUGCACAGAAAGACUUUUUAUCUGCGCCGGAAUGAAAUUUCAAUCUCCAUUUACAAUGUGAGGAGUUA
This is a messenger RNA of Colossoma macropomum (tambaqui), 3734 nucleotides long. It is a transcript of the gene has2, whose product is annotated as hyaluronan synthase 2. The transcript is spliced from 4 exons. The record is from RefSeq and is a predicted model, not a curated record. Bases 365 to 2023 code for a protein of 552 amino acids. Gene Ontology annotation, molecular function: hyaluronan synthase activity. Gene Ontology annotation, biological process: hyaluronan biosynthetic process; extracellular matrix assembly. NCBI's taxonomy places the organism in Eukaryota, Metazoa, Chordata, Actinopteri, Characiformes, Serrasalmidae.